UCCAGCGAAGCGCUGCCUCCGCGGCGGAGGAGGGAGGGCGCCCGCGGCCGGAGCGCGCGGCCCAGCGUCACGGCGGCGGCGGCUCCUCCUCGGACCCCGGUGCUCGCCGCAGCGCCAAGCAGCCGGCCUCGGGGCGCGAGAGCCCCGCUCUGCGCCCCGCGUGCGUCUCUGCCGCUCCCGCCUCGGGCCGGCCGAGGCGCAGGGAGCCCGAGCGAUGCUGCGCCGCUCCUCGCCCGCGCGGGCCCCGGCUGCCUGGCUGCUGCUGGCCGGGCUGCUGUGCGGAGGCGGGGUCUGGGCCUCACGAGUUAACAAGCAUAAGCCAUGGCUUGAACCCACCUAUCAUGGUAUCAUUACAGAAAAUGAUAACACAGUGCUCCUUGACCCCCCGCUGAUCGCCGUGGAUAAAGAUGCACCUAUGCACUUCGCAGAGAGUUUUGAGGUGACAGUCACCAAAGAAGGUGAGAUUUGUGGAUUUAAAAUUCAUGGGCAGAAUGUCCCCUUUGAUGCAGUGGUAGUGGAUAAAACCACUGGUGAGGGACUGAUUCGCUCCAAAGAGAAACUGGACUGUGAGCUGCAGAAAGACUACACGUUCACCAUCCAGGCCUACGACUGUGGGAAGGGGCCCGAUGGCACCAGCGUGAAGAAGUCUCAUAAAGCAACUGUCCACAUUCAGGUGAAUGAUGUGAAUGAGUAUGCACCUGUUUUCAAGGAGAAGUCCUACAAGGCGACAGUCAUCGAGGGGAAGCAGUAUGACAGCAUCCUGAGAGUGGAGGCGGUGGACGCGGACUGCUCCCCCCAGUUCAGCCAGAUUUGCACCUAUGAGGUUGUCACCCCAGAUGUGCCAUUUACUAUUGACAAAGACGGAUAUAUAAAAAACACAGAGAAGUUGAACUAUGGAAAAGAACAUCAGUACAAGCUGACGGUCACUGCCUAUGAUUGUGGAAAGAAAAGAGCCACAGAAGAUGUUUUGGUAAAGAUCAGCAUCAAGCCCACCUGCACCCCUGGGUGGCAAGGAUGGAACAAUAGGAUUGAGUAUGAACCUGGCAGUGGCGCUUUGUCCCUCUUCCCCAACGUCCGUCUGGAGACAUGUGACGAGCCUGUUGCUUCCGUCCAGGCCACAGUGGAGCUUGAGACCAGCCAUAUAGGAAAAGGCUGUGACCGUGACACCUACUCUGAGAAGUCCCUUCACCGGCUCUGCGGUGCUGCUUCUGGCACUGCUGAGCUGCUGCCCUCCCCGAGCAGCUCCCGGAACUGGACCACUGGCCUCCCCACUGACAAUGGCCAUGACAGCGACCAGGUCUUCGAGUUCAAUGGCACGCAGGCAGUGAGGAUCCCAGACGGCAUCGUUUCAGUCAACCCGAAAGAGCCUUUUAUGAUUUCUGUGUGGAUGCGGCACGGGCCUUUUGGCAGGAAGAAAGAGACCAUUCUUUGCAGUUCAGACAAAACAGAUAUGAACCGGCACCGUUAUUCACUCUACGUCCAUGGUUGCCGGCUCAUUUUCCUCCUCCGUCAGGAUCCUUCAGAGGAGAAGAAAUACAAGCCUGCAGAAUUCCACUGGAAGCUGAAUCAGGUCUGCGAUGAGGAAUGGCACCACUAUGUCCUCAAUGUGGAAUUCCCAAGUGUGACUCUCUACUUGGAUGGUGUUUCUCAUGAGCCCUUCUCUGUGAUGGAGGAUUACCCACUUCAUCCAUCCAAGAUAGAGACUCAGCUCGUGGUUGGAGCUUGUUGGCAAGAGUAUUCAGGACAUGAGAAUGACAAUGAGACUGAGCCUGUGGCUGUGACCUCUGCAGGUGGCGACCUGCACAUGACCCAGUUUUUCCGAGGUAAUCUGGCUGGCCUAACAAUCCGUUCUGGGAAACUUGCGGAUAAGAAGGUGAUUGAUUGUCUGUAUACCUGCAAAGAGGGGCUGGACCUGCAAGUCCCCGAAGACAGCGGCAAAGGCGUGAAGAUCCAAGCAAACCCCAGUCAGUCCAUGCUGACCUUGGAGGGAGAGGAUAUUGGGGAGUUGGAUAAGGCCAUGCAGCACAUUUCCUACCUGAACUCACGCCAGUUCCCCACUCCUGGAAUCCGGAGACUCAAAAUCACCAGCACGGCCAAGUGUUUCAAUGAGGCUCCCUGCAUCUCCAUCCCCCCAGUGGAUGGCUACGUGAUGGUUUUGCAGCCAGAGGAGCCCAAGAUCAGCCUGAGUGGUGUCCACCAUUUUGCUCGGGCGGCAUCUGAAUUUGAAAGCUUGGAGGGAGUGUUCCUCUUCCCUGAGCUUCGAAUCAUUAGUACCAUCACAAGAGAAGUGGAGCCCGAACGGGAUGGUGAUGAGGACCCCACAGUUCAAGAGUCCCUGGUGUCUGAGGAGAUUGUGCAUGACCUGGAUACCUGUGAGGUCACCGUGGAGGGGGAGGAACUGAACCAAGAGCAGGAGAGCCUGGAAGUGGACAUGACACGCCUGCAGCAGAAGGGCAUUGAGAUGAGCAGAUCCGACCUGGGUGUGGUUUUCACAGGCGUGGACACCAUGGCCAGCUACGAAGAGGCGCUGCACCUGCUGCGCUACCGCAACUGGCAUACCAGGUCCUUGCUUGACCGCAAGUUCAAGCUCGUCUGCUCGGAGCUGAACGGCCGCUACAUCAGCAAUGAAUUCAAAGUGGAGGUGAACGUGAUCCACACAGCCAACCCCGUGGAGCACGCUAGCCACAUGGCCGCACAGCCGCAGUUUGUGCACCCCGAGCACCGCUCCUUCGUCGACCUGUCGGGGCACAACCUGGCCAGUCCCCAUCCUUUCGCAGUUGUCCCCAGUACCGCGACUGUCGUGAUCAUUGUGUGUGUCAGCUUCUUGGUUUUCAUGAUUAUCCUGGGAGUGUUCCGGAUCCGGGCCGCUCACCAGCGAACCAUGAGGGAUCAGGAUACGGGGAAAGAGAGCGAGAUGGACUGGGAUGACUCUGCCUUGACCAUCACCGUGAACCCUAUGGAGACUUAUGAGGACCAGCACAGCAGUGAGGAGGAGGAGGAAGAGGAGGAAGAGGAGGAGAGCGAGGAGGGCGAGGAGGAUGACGACAUUACCAGCGCAGAGUCAGAGAGCAGCGAGGAGGAGGAAGGGGGGCACGGGGACCAGGCGGGUGCCAGCAGGCAGCAGCAGCAGCUGGAAUGGGACGACUCCACCCUCAGCUACUGACCGCAGCAGCCCUGGCUUCUCCUUGGCCCUCUUUUCCGCUUCUGAAGACUUUGCCACCCCCACCCUACUCGUCCCAAGGAUCCACGAUGUAAAAAGUCAUUCGGCCAGUAGGUCUGCAGUUCCUCCCCAGUGCCCGUCGUCCACCCCGCUUGGUGUAUAGGACUUAGACACCCCUUCCUCUGCCUGGAUCUCGUCCAAGUUACGUGAGGAGCGACCCCCACGCCCUCAGCCGUCGUCUUGUUCUGCGUAGUGACCCACUGCGCUCAGACACGCACACAUGGUGUCCGCAGGCCCCGUCUAGCCUGUGAGGACGGACAUGGCUGCGCGCGCCUCCUGGAGCCGCACUGACGGACUUACUGACCAAGGGUAACAUUGCUCACUCCGACCUGGUAACCAGUUUUGUUUUUUCUUUUUUUAAAAAAAUUUUUAUUUUUUCCAAACUAGUGCAUGUAUAAAAUGGCGAAAUGGGGGUUGAUAUGUAGAUGAUUAACUGACUUUUUAAUAUUCUGUAAAUAAAUUGGAAUUCUAUUGUGUCGGUUGUGCUAAUGUAAUCAAGGACUGGAAUUUAAAGUGAAAUUCAGAUUCCUGCGUGCAGCGGAGACCCUCAUGGGCUCCCUGCUCUCACCGGCCUACCCACCCCGCCAGAACAAGGAGGAACCUGUCCCCCCACCCAGGUCCCCAGGUCCCGCAGGGGUCCAUGCCCUACUUGGUACAAUCCAGCCUCAGGUCUCCGAGUGUGGGUGGGGCAGCCUGCUGGGGGUCCAGGCUUCGUGUCCUGCUUGGCUGGGGAGACUGGCUGGGGGGCCCUUCUGUGGAGGCUGGACAUAGCCAAAAAAAAGCUCUUCUUUUUUGGGAUUCUCCCUAUUGCUAAUUUGGUGGAGGGGGUGGGGGUGGGAGUGCGUUGCUGGGAUCACCGGUCUGUUACACACUCCUUGUACAGUCAUCUGAACUCUUCUUGUGCAGCCUUGUUGUUUAUACUUAAUGUAUCUUUCUCUGCUGGUGACAUAAUGUAUAGAUGACACAAAUGGACAACCAUUGCCUGGACCAUUUGGGCACUUGGUCUGGGGACAGCAGCAGGCCUGAGCGAGCCGGACUCAGGACGGCCGAGGAGCAGAUGGGCUGCAAGGAGCCUCUCCAGACAAAAGCCACCGGCUAGAUUUUCCCCGGCAGUUGUUGCCCCUCCACCCUCCCCCGGAUGACCCUGCCCCAGGUGUCACACCAUAUCCAGUGGCAAGAAGGGAGAAGAGAGAACAGUCAGGACCUAAAACCCACAGGGCCACUUUUUUUUUUUUUCUAAUUUAAAUGUAAAAUUUUAGAUUUCUAAAACGGGGUGGAGUGGGCAGAUAAUUUUGAAUACUGUCCUGUGAUCAUAACUGCUAGUUUCUCAAGAAAACGGACGGUCAUCCUGUGCUCUUGUGUAGCCAUCCUCCAUACCCCGCCACCGUAGCUGCUGUCUAGACCACUGAUAACCUAACGUGGAGAGGGGACUGUGCUCAUGUGUCUGUAGCCACCAUGGGUGUCGCUCUUCAGAUGUGUAUAUUCAUGCUAGGUCAGAAAGUGUAUACGCUACAAUAAAGUUCUGGUUCUAACCACUUGGA
Loxodonta africana (African savanna elephant) is the source of this 4761-nucleotide messenger RNA. It is a transcript of the gene CLSTN1, whose product is annotated as calsyntenin 1. Lineage: Eukaryota; Metazoa; Chordata; Mammalia; Proboscidea; Elephantidae. The coding region runs from base 215 to 3163 and encodes 982 amino acids. Gene Ontology annotation, cellular component: cell surface; postsynaptic membrane. Gene Ontology annotation, biological process: positive regulation of synapse assembly; homophilic cell-cell adhesion; positive regulation of synaptic transmission. Gene Ontology annotation, molecular function: kinesin binding; X11-like protein binding; calcium ion binding. The record is from RefSeq and is a predicted model, not a curated record. The transcript has 19 exons.